GCCGCCUGUCUAAACCGCGGUCGCCUGCGCUCGCGACUCGGCUAAGCUCCUCUGGAAGGAGCGGCCAGUGGGCCGGCGUCCUGUCGGCGGGGUGCGAGGCUGACUUGCAGAGCGGCCACUUCCUUCUGGUGCCUGGGCCGCCCAGAAGAACCUGGGCGGGGCUGCGGCGCGGCGGGCUGACCGGCCCCUGGAGCCGAGACCCCGGGACGCAGGCGGAGGCGCACUCCGGUGGGCUCCCGGCGCCGGGCGGAGGCUGAGGGGACCAUGUCCGGGGGGAACUUCCGCCUCUCCACCACCGAACGCGUCAUCAAAGCUGUCCCCUUCCCUCCAACCCAAAGGCUUACUUUGAAGGAAGUCUUUGUGAAUGGGAAACCUAAUAGUGACGUCUUGAAAAACCAUUUGGUGAAGGAAGGGCGACUGGAAGAGGAAGUAGCCUUAAAGAUAAUCAAUGAUGGGGCUGCCAUCCUGAGACAAGAGAAGACUAUGAUAGAAGUAGAAGCUCCAAUCACGGUGUGUGGUGACAUUCAUGGACAAUUCUUUGACUUGAUGAAGUUGUUUGAAGUUGGAGGAUCACCUACUAACACACGCUACCUCUUUCUGGGUGACUAUGUGGACAGAGGCUAUUUCAGUAUAGAGUGUGUACUGUAUUUAUGGAGUUUAAAGAUUAAUCAUCCCAAAACAUUGUUUCUGCUUCGGGGAAAUCAUGAAUGCAGGCAUCUUACCGAAUAUUUCACCUUCAAACAGGAAUGUCUAAUCAAAUAUUCUGAACAGGUGUAUGAUGCAUGUAUGGAUACAUUUGACUGUCUCCCUCUCGCGGCCCUCUUAAAUCAGCAGUUUCUGUGUGUACAUGGUGGGAUGUCACCUGAAAUUACUUGUUUAGAUGACAUUAGUAAAUUAGACAGGUUUAAAGAACCUCCAGCCUUUGGGCCAGUGUGUGACCUCCUUUGGUCUGAUCCCUUAGAGGAGUAUGGCAACGAAAAGACCUUGGAGCACUAUACCCACAACACUGUCCGGGGGUGCUCUUACUUUUACAGUUACCCUGCAGUUUGUGACUUUUUGCGGAAUAAUAAUUUGUUAUCAAUAAUCAGAGCCCAUGAAGCCCAAGAUGCUGGGUAUCGAAUGUACAGGAAGAGCCAAACAACAGGCUUUCCAUCACUCAUUACAAUUUUCUCUGCCCCCAAUUACCUAGAUGUCUAUAACAAUAAAGCUGCUGUGUUAAAAUAUGAAAACAAUGUCAUGAAUAUCAGGCAGUUUAACUGUUCUCCACACCCCUACUGGCUUCCAAACUUUAUGGAUGUUUUCACGUGGUCUUUGCCUUUUGUUGGGGAAAAAGUCACAGAGAUGCUGGUUAAUAUUCUCAACAUAUGCUCUGAUGAUGAGUUGAAUUGCGACGAUGAAAUUGAAGGCAUCACUACAGUUCGAAAGGAGAUCAUCAAGAAUAAAAUCAGAGCCAUUGGGAAGAUGGCACGAGUCUUUUCAGUUCUUCGGGAAGAAAGUGAGAGUGUGCUGACUCUCAAGGGCCUGACUCCUACAGGGACACUUCCUCUGGGUGUCCUCUCAGGGGGAAAGCAGACUAUUGAGACAGCCACAGUACAAGCGGUAGAGGCCCAGGAAGCCAUCAAAGGGUUUUCGCGUCAGCACAGGAUCCGGAGUUUUGAAGAAGCCCGAGGUCUGGACCUAAUUAAUGAGCGGAUGCCACCCCGAAAAGAUAGCCACGAUAGCCACGGGAAGUUGGUAACCCCCAUGCAAUCAAAUGCUUCGCACAGGAGCGAGAAGGGAAAAAAAGCCAGCAAUGACGCAGAGUCCUGCCGUGACAAAGGUGGACCCAAAACUUAAGAGCAAAUUGUAUUUAUUUAUUUAUUAUUGGUAAACAAAACAAGGCAACUUAACUUAAACCUGGAGGUGCAUUCAUAAUAUACACUCUGCAUUUAUUCUGUAAGAAAGGUGACCAUUUUAUAAAUUCUUCUAAUUUAUGUCUAACAUAAAUAUAAGCAGUGCAUCUGUUUUGUUUUCCCUUUUCUUCUUAAUUUUUAGGAAAUGAUCUGACUGACUGAUACAUGUGUGAGGUUUUGUACUAUAAGGGGCACCUUCUCCUAAUAAAAGGGCCUUGGAAACCUCCACCCUGGAUUUCUGGCUUGAACCAGCCAGACUUUCUCUUGUUUUUAGAAUGUAAUGUCUUUCAUUGAUACGAGUAACUUUUCAAACACAAGAAGGUUUUUCCUUUCUACAUGGUACCACUGAAGAAGAUCUCUUAGAUUUCAGUGGCUUAAACUUCUCUUCUUAUGGAAAACUUGAUUAUAGUAGAAUUUGUAAGUGAAUAACCCAAACCUAGUGAUUUUAAGAGCCAAGGGGAAUGUUUUCCAUAACCCACUUUCUUCUGGACUCUCAAUUCCUUUUACUAUGUUCUGGUAAGGCAGAAUAAAAGGUAAUGAGGGGUUUCUUGGAAUUACUUAAAAUUUGUUCAUCUAGCUCUGGGCAUGGCUAGUUUAAACUUCCUUUAAAACUUUGAAGGUUUCUUAAAUGUUGCCAGAUUCUUUGGCUUUCGUUUUUGGACCCCAGGUGAUUUAAUCUGUCUACAAAGGAAGCUACAUGUCUAAAUAUUUUAUAAAUAUCCUCUGUACAACCUUCAGUAUAAGCACUUAUGCCCUUCUGUGUGUUGCAUCAGCGAUUAUAGCAUCUAUUCUCCCAUCGUCCUUUUUUCUGUGUCAGCAUUUUUUUAAUCAACUGGGAUAAUGAAAACAGACUAGGGUAGAAUGAUCCCUUAUGAAUCGGAAGUCUUGCUAAAGGGCAUUGGAUGAGUGAGGAAUUUCAUAUCUUCUAUAUCAAUUACAGGAUGUUUAUCUUUCAACACUCAUCAGGUUGAACUGUCUGUCAGCAUAUUAUGGAAUACAAAGAAAAGUGUUCAGAUAUAAUGUUUGAAUAAUCUUCCCUUGAUUUUUCAAGUCACAACCAACUAGGGAAGAAAACCUCGGGGGUUCUUGGGCUCCCAUUUUUGGUUUUACCUGGUGACAGGUGCUAUGUCAUAAUACCCAUUGGCCAGCUUUGCAGUAGGGUACAUAUCUGGGCAACACUACACCAAAGUGCAUAUUCAUGGAAUUCCUUAAUGUCAUAUGGGCUGUAGGAGUCCAGCACAAGAGCACAUAUCUCAGGCAGUCAUACCUUUGUUGGGAACUUCAAGGACAACAGAAACUUUAUCCAAAAAAACCCCACAAUUUCAUUAGAAAUAUCUGUUUUCUAUAUCUUUUGCUAACAGUUCCGAGUCUGUUUAUGACAAAGAUCAGAGCAUUGAAGGGAUUGUAAUUUGAUGGCAUGAAUUAGUCUGCUUAAACAGAUAGGAAGGAUCCCCAGCUGGUGUGGCUCAGUUGGUUGGAGCAUCAUCCCGUACACUGAAAGGUCACAAGUUGUUUCCUGUCAGGACACACCUAGGUUUCAGGUUCUGUCCAGGGGAGGCCGGAGGGGAACCAGUUGAUGUUUCUCUUUCUCCCUCUUCCUCUCUCCAUGUAAUCAAUUAAAAGAAAGGCAUGUCGCCGAAACCGGUUUGGCUCAGUGGAUAGAGCGUCGGCCUGCGGACUGGAAGGUCCCAGGUUCGAUUCCGGUCGAGGGCAUGUGCCUUGGUUGCGGACACAUCCCCAGUGGGGGGUGUGCGGGAGGCAGCUGGUCGAUGUUUCUCUCUCAUCGACAUUUCUAGCUCUCUAUCCCUCUCCCUUCCUCCCUGUAAAAAUCAAUAAAAUAUAUUUAAAAAAAAAAAAGGCAUGUCCUCCAGUGAGAAUUUAAAAAAUGUACUUAAAAAGAAAAGAUAAGGAUAUUGGGGACGGAAAUGAAAGACCUCAUACUGGGUUGCAGUAAAAACUGUGCAAGAAAGGAGAAAAAGUCUUUACUGAUUGUCAUUUCCUUACAAAUGGAAUUCAUCACCUGGGUGUCCUCAGACUCUUCUUCUCUCAGUUCCAGUACAGAAAAGACCACUGUUGUGGAAGUCUCACCUAAAGUGGAAGUGCAUCCACAUGACACAUUUGAUAGAUGGGGGGUCCCUUAUCCCUUUCUCCUUCUCACUGAGGUGGUGGUUUUACAUACACAACCCACAGGUAGAAACCACUCUUAUGGGCUUCAAUCACAGGCAAGUAGUGGAAUAGUUAUUAGACAUCCAUAUAAGCAAGAAAUAAUAUUGUGCUAGUAAAAAGGAUGAUUAUUUAGGACUGUUUAUUAUCUUCUCAAAAAGAAGCAGUGCGAUCAAGCAAGUUUCCUUAACAGAGGCAUGGCCAAAGGAUGUACCUUACAGGUGCCCUUUGAGCUGUUGAAGGAUCUGCCACAGCAGAGAGGUGAGAAGUCGUCAUUCAAGAAAAGUGGAGUUUAAAAUACAGUAACAACAGCUCUUGAAGGAAGUUAGGUUUGAAAAUCCUGUUGAAUUCUAAAGGAAAAGGUAUUUCUGGUAUUCUGUAGAAAGCUGGGGUAUGUGUUUCAUUAAUUUAAAAAGCUGUGUGUGAAGUCUGUAAGGUACAGAUAGCUUCUUAAAGUGACACUGUCACUCGAUGUACCUACAUAGGCUGGCACCUCUGACUGAAGACAGGUUAGAAGGCAUGAACCUUAAGAAUAUAUUGAAGCUCUGGGCAAGGGGGUGGGGGGUGCUCAGUUGGUUAGAGCAUUGUCCCAAUAGGCCAGGGUUCUGGAUUCAAUCCCCAGAAAAAUGGUAUAGCCCGGCCAGUGUGGCUCUAUGGAUUGAGUCUUGUCCCAUGCAACAAGAGGUCACCAGUUCCAUUCCUGGUCAGGGUACAUACAAGAAUCAACCAAUGAAUGCAUAAAUGGGUGAAACAAUAAUUUGAUGUUCUAUCUUUCUCAAAUCAAUAAAUAAUUUUUUUUAAAAAAAGAA
Eptesicus fuscus (big brown bat) is the source of this 4864-nucleotide messenger RNA. RefSeq names its product protein phosphatase 3 catalytic subunit gamma (gene PPP3CC). The transcript has 14 exons. The record is from RefSeq and is a predicted model, not a curated record. Gene Ontology annotation, biological process: calcineurin-mediated signaling. Gene Ontology annotation, molecular function: calmodulin-dependent protein phosphatase activity; calmodulin binding. The coding region runs from base 265 to 1836 and encodes 523 amino acids. Gene Ontology annotation, cellular component: cytoplasm; calcineurin complex. NCBI's taxonomy places the organism in Eukaryota, Metazoa, Chordata, Mammalia, Chiroptera, Vespertilionidae.